GGCCCCGCCCAUAGCGCACGCCGGCGCGGUGCGACCUCACUGACUCGGGCCAUGUCGCUGGCAGGUGCACCUGAGGUGAUCCGGGCAGCGCAGAAGGACGAUUACUACCUGGGAGGCCUGCGGAGCGCGGCGGGUGGCGCGCUGCACAGCCUAGCGGGUGCGAAGAAAUGGCUGGAGUGGAGGAAAGAGAUUGAGCUGCUCUCAGACAUCGCCUACUUUGGCCUCACCACAAUUGCAGGCUACCAGACACUUGGAGAGGAGUAUGUUGGGAUCAUCCAGGUGGACCCAUCCCAGCAGCGAGUGCCCUCCAGGCUCCGCCGUGGGGUGCUGGUUGUACUGCAUGCUGUCUUGCCCUACCUGUUGGACAAGGCGCUGCUGCCCCUGGAGCAGGAGCUGCAAACUGAUGGUGACAGUACACGGGCUUCACAGGGAAGUCUGCUGUCUGGAGGACGCAGCCGGUCAGGGGCAAGGCGCUGGGUGCGUCACCAUGCAGCCACCCUGACAGAACAGCAAAGGAGGACACUCCAGCGGGCAGUCUUUAUUCUUAGGCAGGGUCUUGCCUGCCUCCAUCGGUUCCAUGUUGCUUGGUUUUAUAUCUACGGUGCCUUCUAUCACCUGGCCAAGAGACUAGCAGGGAUCAGCUAUCUCCGGACUCGCCGCCUGCCUGGAGAGGACCUGAGGGCUCGUACAAGCUACCGACUGCUGGGACUCAUCUCCCUGCUGCAUCUGGCACUGUCCAUUGGGCUGCAGUUGUACAGCUUCAGGCAGAAGCAGCGAGCUAGGAAGGAGUGGAGGCUGCACCGCAACCUGUCCCACCGCAGGAGUUCCCUGGAAGACAGAGCUGUUUGCAGAACCCCAUUAUGCACCCUGUGCUUGGAGGAACGAAGACACUCCACAGCUACACCUUGUGGCCACCUCUUCUGCUGGGAGUGCAUCACUGAGUGGUGCAACACUAAGACCGAGUGUCCCCUGUGCAGGGAGAAGUUCCCGCCCCAGAAGCUGGUCUACCUGAGGCACUACCGCUGAAUGGGACUAGAUCAUCACCAAACGGCUCUAAGAAGUGGAUGGAAGUUCACAGCGUUUAUCCUCAGCACUGUGAUUGCACAGAAGUAUAAAAUCCUCACACACUGUUGUCAUGUAAACUACUACAGUUACCUGGGAAGAGAAAGGGUCAGGGGCAAAUGGGCAAUACUCCAUAUGGGGUAGGAGUUUGUUGCCCCUUAUCAUGGCUUCUUCUGAGUUUCUGGAGGUAAUGGGUUCCUCCUCCCUCCCCAAGCCACAUAGCUGAAAACUGCUUCAGAAGUUGGGGGGUUGGGGGCGUUAACUCAGGUCUGUGUAAGAGGCAGGGUGAGGGUUAGGGUAGAAGAGAAGCACUGCACUGUGGGCUCCACACCAACCAAGGUCAGCACUCCUAACACACUUGCCACAUGAAAUUAAUUAAUUCAUAUUGCCAACUCCUUAAGAAAAAUGAAGGUCUUCAUCUUGGCCUAAUGGGUAGGAACGGGGGCUCCCUGAGUUGCAGAUUCUUGUCAAUUAUAUGAAGUGAAGAUGAACACAUGCCACGGCACAUGCUCGGAGAUCAGAGAACGUGCAGGAGUUGGUUCUUUUUAUCGUGUUUUUCAGGGAAUAAGUUCAGGUUGGGCUGGGCAGCAGCAUCUUUACUUGUUGAACAUCUCACCUACCUGGCAGAGUUGGCUUGGAAAUAAACCAAUUUCCAUGUGUCUCAGAUGCCAGUCCUCUGAGGAAGUUAGGUGAGUCGUAUCUGCUUAGAGGCCUAGAUGAACAAGUGUGACCUGCUUACCCAAUGUCACUUCUGUGUCCAGCUCCCUCUUGGCUUGUCCCUAGCUUGUUUCUUGCCUCCAUUUGACAUUUCCAAGCUUUUAAAAUUAAUUAAUGUCAAAGACAACCUGGCACAUCUUUUAAGAGACUUAAUUCCACAGAGUAGGUACAUUAAGAACAGAAGAUCUAGCUGGGCCUGGUGGUGCACACCUUUAACCCCAGCACUCGGGAGGCAGAGGCAGGCGGAUCUGCCAGCCUGGUCUACAGAGCUAGUUCCAGGACAGUCAGGGCUACACAGAGAAACCCUGUCUCGAAAAGACAAAAACACAAACAAAAAAAAACCCAGAAGAUCUAGAAAGACUUCAUAAAACAGUGUGACGGUGUCCUGAUAGAACCUUUGGUCUAAAGCCCAGCCACCAGCAGUGGUGUUUGAUGUCACAAUGUUCCUUGUGAAGUCCCCUUACCAAGAGCAGGAACCAUCCCUCUAGGUGGAGCAGGGGACCAAGACUGACAUAAGGUAACUUCAGGGACCCUGUGGGACCCUGGAACACAACUCUACAGUUGUCCGCAGUACCCCGUUUGUAACUCAUUGCUCUGGCCAGGGACACCCAACUUUCUUUCCAUCGUACCUUGAGCCUAGUCAGUGAUGAGGAAAACAACGUGGAAAAUAUAAACAAAAAUGUCCAGAUUCGAACCCCAAGUGCUCACAUGGUAAAAAAAAAAACAAAAAAAAAAACCCUUAGAACAUUGUUGGAAAAUGAUGGGUUGAAUGUACAAAAUAUGGCUCUAAAAGGAGCAUCAUAGUGUCAGUAAAAGAAAACCCAGAUGGCUGACUUACUCAGUAUCUAACCCUGUAGGAUGGAUGAGAAACACCACUGAGUAGGGUCCUGAAUGGGUCACAGCCUGGAGAAAAAGCCCGCUUGCACUUGACAGCCUCUACCCCUCCUACACCUGAGGUGUUUGCUCUCCUGGUUCCACCUGGUGUAAUGGUUCCCCUCCUACAGCUGUCAACAGCAAGCUGGGCUUCAGCGGAAUGACUGUGGUGUAGACGAAGACUAUACAAGCAAGGGACACUUUCUUUAAUAAAGUUGGAAUUUAAAAGUCA
Molecule: messenger RNA, 2884 nt
Organism: Peromyscus maniculatus bairdii (prairie deer mouse)
Lineage: Eukaryota; Metazoa; Chordata; Mammalia; Rodentia; Cricetidae
Gene: Pex10
Product: peroxisomal biogenesis factor 10
Biological process (GO): protein import into peroxisome matrix
Cellular component (GO): peroxisomal membrane
Molecular function (GO): zinc ion binding
Source: RefSeq, a predicted model, not a curated record